UUUCGCGCGCAUCCGCUGAGGGGCUGCGGGCAACUGAAAACAAUUGGAUGAAGAUUCCAAUUCAACUCUUUUUACGGUCCUCAAGACCCCCGCGAUCUGCUCGACAGCUCUCUGUCCUCGGCUUUCGACCUCGAACCAUUUGCUCAACCCACAGGCGCGUCACGACUGCUGCUGCCACUGCUGCCACUGCCAUUACUACCCCGCCAUCGCUCACCACCCCAUCCCACUUCAAGUCCAACGAACCACAAGAAUCCGACGCCAUGGCACCCAAAGGCCUCAAGUUCGAGCUCAAGACGCCCAAAGGAACCCGCGAUUGGCAGGGCCGCGAUCAGGUCAUUCGCGACAAGAUCUUCAACACCAUUACCGAAGUCUUCAAGCGCCACGGCGGUGUCACGAUUGAUACGCCUGUGUUUGAAUUGAAGGAAAUUCUCUCCGGCAAAUAUGGCGAGGACAGCAAGCUCAUCUACGACCUGGCUGAUCAGGGUGGCGAGAUCUGCAGUCUCCGGUACGAUUUGACGGUGCCCUUUGCCAGAUGGCUUGCCAUGAACAAGGACGUCACACAGAUCAAGAGAUACCACAUCGCGAAGGUCUACAGAAGAGACCAACCCGCCAUGACCAAGGGUCGCAUGCGAGAGUUCUACCAAUGCGACUUCGAUAUAGCCGGUCCCAAUUACGAUCCAAUGCUCCCCGAUGCCGAGAUCAUCAGGAUUAUCAAUGAGGUAUUCGAUGCUCUAGGCUGGAAGGGAACAUUCACUAUUAAACUCAACCACCGAAAAAUCCUGGACGGAAUAUUUGCAGUUUGCGGUGUGCCCGAGGACAAGGUCCGCACAAUCUCGUCAGCAGUGGACAAGCUUGAUAAAUUACCUUGGGCGGAUGUCAGGAAAGAAAUGACAGAUGAAAAGGGUCUCGACGCCGAGGUGGCAGACCGCAUUGGUCAAUGGGUUGUCCAAAAGGGCAAGCGCGAUCUCUUGGAAAAGCUGCGGGCCGACGAGAAGCUCUCUGGAAACGCUUCAAUGAAACAGGGCAUGGACGAUCUCGAGGUCUUGUUCGACUAUCUUGAGGCUUUCAAUGCUUUAGGCCCAGUCAGUUUUGAUCUCAGCUUGGCUCGCGGGCUCGACUACUACAGCGGAUGCAUAUGGGAGGUCGUCACAGAAGGAUCGGCUCCUUCACAAACACCGGCGGCCGAGGAGGUGGUUGCGGCUCCGAAGAAGAAGGGCAAGAAGUCGACAACAAACCCAGACGACGAUCGUUCCGACGACCCUGCCAUCGGAGUAGGUAGUGUGGCCGCGGGUGGCAGAUACGACAACCUUGUAGGCAUGUUUUCAGGACGAGGCGACAAAGGUCAAAUCCCAUGCUGUGGCAUUAGUUUCGGCGUGGACCGCAUAUUUUCAAUCAUUAAGACGCGCAUGGAGGCAGACAAGACUGCUGCAGCAGUUCGUCUGAAUGAUGUUGAUGUAUUUGUCAUGGCAUUCGGUGGCGCUGGAUUCAAAGGACUGUUAAAAGAGCGCAUGUCUAUCGCUUCGACACUCUGGGACGCCGGUAUCAAGGCUGAGUUUCUUUACAAAGUCAAGCCUAAGUUACAGAACCAGUUCAAGGCUGCAGAGGUCAACGGCGUCCCAUUUGCAGUCGUUUUAGGAGAAGACGAGCUCGCCAAUGGAAAGGUGAAAAUCAAGGAGAUGGGUCUAAGCGAUGGGCACCCCGAAAAGGAGGGUGUACUGGUUGAUAUCGCUAACAUUGCAGAGGAGGUCAAGCAGAGACUGGCGCGCAAGAAGGAGCUAGAUGGGCUUACAAUGAAGGCCGGAGGACUGCGAGUAGUGCACGGAAUCAGAGGCGACGAGGUCAGCGCAGGCGAGACCGCUGCAGUUGCGAAGCAGGCUGCACCUGUCGAUGAUGGCAAGCAACCGGAGCAGGAACAGCCGCAACAGCAAUGAUCGUCGAGUACACUGUUACCUAACCCGCUCAAGAACAUGAAGAACAAAAUAAAUGUGAGACAAGUACCGCCUUUGAGUGUGGGAGGGAUGUGUGGCUGGGCGGCCAACGUGUGGCUGCACACGGAUCGGAACUGCUUGAUUCCCAUACAAGACUAUAUGCAUCUUUCUCCCACCUUGGUAUCAAUCAUCACAAGUCAAUUCAUAAAGCUUACACUACAGGAGGAAUAAACGAACAGUACAGGAAGUGGUCUAGUUGGCCUCAAUCACGUACAUACAUGCUCAUCUCAUGUAGUGUUUGCAGCAAGUUCAUCCCAUCUUUGCUAGUUUGCUGCAUGCGAAAAGCCACAGAAACAAACUAUAUAGAUCUUUGGUUCUGCAUUAUGAUUGGUCGAUCAGAUAACUUGAGCUUGCUCUAGGUCACAUCUCACUUGCACAGCUCAACUCGUGAUAUUGCUUCAAUUUGCU
This is a messenger RNA of Truncatella angustata, 2396 nucleotides long. RefSeq lists its product as uncharacterized. Gene Ontology annotation, biological process: mitochondrial translation; histidyl-tRNA aminoacylation. The record is from RefSeq and is a predicted model, not a curated record. Gene Ontology annotation, molecular function: histidine-tRNA ligase activity; ATP binding. Lineage: Eukaryota; Fungi; Ascomycota; Sordariomycetes; Amphisphaeriales; Sporocadaceae. Bases 48 to 1931 code for a protein of 627 amino acids. The transcript is spliced from 12 exons. Gene Ontology annotation, cellular component: mitochondrion.